AUGUCAUCAAACGCAACACCAACCACAACGACAGCACCACCCCUCAUCUCAACACCCACAAACCCCCAACCACCCCUCCCCCCACCCCAAACCUUCGACAUCCUCCCACCCCUCCACGCCCUCCUCUCGCGACUGGAACCCUCUCUAAACGUCUACACCCCCGACACCUCAGCAGCCCUCCCACCAGGAAACGCCGCACAUACACCCGUAACCUCCGCUUCAGCUCUCCCGACAUCAGCACCACAGCAAUUGGAAUACAAAGAUGCUGCUGUGGCUGCUCAGUUCUUGAAGAGUAGGAUUAGGAAAGCGUUGGCCGAGUUGGGUGGGCUGGCGGAUAUGGAGAGAGGGGUUGAGGAGCAGGAGGAGGAGAUUAGGGGUUUGGAGGAUAAGAUUCAGAGGCAGAGGGAUGUGUUGGCUAGGUUGGCUGUGUUGGCCGAGGAGAAGGAUGUUGAGAUGGGUGGUUAA
Messenger RNA from Aureobasidium subglaciale EXF-2481, 465 nucleotides. RefSeq lists its product as uncharacterized. Bases 1 to 465 code for a protein of 154 amino acids. NCBI's taxonomy places the organism in Eukaryota, Fungi, Ascomycota, Dothideomycetes, Dothideales, Saccotheciaceae. Gene Ontology annotation, molecular function: transcription coregulator activity. The transcript has a single exon. The record is from RefSeq and is a predicted model, not a curated record. Gene Ontology annotation, cellular component: mediator complex. Gene Ontology annotation, biological process: regulation of transcription by RNA polymerase II.